This is a messenger RNA of Larimichthys crocea (large yellow croaker), 2868 nucleotides long. It is a transcript of the gene gyg1a, whose product is annotated as glycogenin 1a. Gene Ontology annotation, molecular function: glycosyltransferase activity. The transcript has 7 exons. The coding region runs from base 19 to 1176 and encodes 385 amino acids. NCBI's taxonomy places the organism in Eukaryota, Metazoa, Chordata, Actinopteri, Sciaenidae. The record is from RefSeq and is a predicted model, not a curated record.
UGAACUGUCACUGGUCACAUGACCCGGAAAAUGUGGGGCUUAAUUCCUGUGUUGAACUGCUCCCAGCUGUUGAAGCUCUGCGCUCCGCAGUGCAAACCCUCCGUCUGUCCCAUCACGACCCCCGCGCUCCGGGCGGACUCUCCAUUGCGCACCAUGUCAGCAGACCAGGCUUUUGUGACGCUGGCCACAAAUGACAGCUACGCCAAGGGGGCGAUGGUCCUCGGCCAGUCGCUACGAAACCACCACACCACCAGGAAGCUGGUCGUACUCGUAGGACCUCAUGUUGCAGAACCAUGCAGAGAUGCACUACGCUCUAUUUUUGACGAGGUGUCCGUGGUGGACGUUAUGGACUCUGGAGACGCAGCUCAUCUAUCCAUGAUGAAGCGUCCUGACCUCGGGGUGACGUUCACCAAACUGCACUGCUGGACUCUAACACAAUACAGCAAGUGUGUGUUCAUGGAUGCAGACACACUGGUGCUGUCAAAUAUAGAUGAACUCUUUGAGAGAGAGGAACUAUCCGCAGCGCCAGAUCCUGGCUGGCCAGACUGUUUCAACUCCGGCGUGUUUGUCUUCAGGCCGUCCAACGAGACGCACGAGAAGCUGCUCGCAUUCUGCAGUGAAAACGGCAGCUUCGACGGUGGAGAUCAGGGGGUCCUCAACAGUUUCUUUAACACCUGGGCGACGGCAGACAUUUCCAAACACCUCCCCUUUAUCUACAACCUCAGCAGUAUCGCCAUCUACUCCUACCUGCCAGCUUUCAAACAGUACGGCCACGAUGCCAAGGUGGUGCACUUCCUGGGCAAGGUGAAGCCGUGGCACCACUCCUACGACGCUCAGAGGGGUGAAGUCAAAGGUCACUCCACGUCCCCUGACCUGUGCCAGCUGCACCCCGACUACCUGCUCAUGUGGUGGCGGCUGUACGCCAAAUCCGUGCUACCUUUAAUGCAGCAGGCCUACGGCGACACUCCCUUCAGCAGCGGCUUCGUGGAGGCAAACGAGGACGAGGAGGUUAAGCUUCACGAAGACGCGAGAGAGCAACCGGCACCCGCCAGUGCUCCUCCGCCACAGAUUUCAUCAGAGGAGAGGAAGCAACGUUGGGAAGCGGGCCAGAUCGACUACAUGGGUGCCGACUCCUUUGCCAACAUCGAGCGAAAGCUCGACUCCUUCCUGAAGUAGGAGGCGUGCGAGGGAGGGAGUGUGACGGACAGAGGGAGCACUCAGUCGAAGCUCUGUGUGGACGGGGGAUUGAAACGCCGCUCAGCCAGUCACAGGGAUGAAUGCCUCUGCAUCCUGUCACUGUGUGUUUGAAACAGCUCCCAUGCACUCUUACCAUUCUCCCUCGAGGAAAAGUUUGACAUUUCAGGAAAUACACAUUCACUUUUAGAGAGAUCAAGAUGAGAAGAUUGAUACCACACUUAAAUUGUAUGGGUGAAUAUGAAGCUACCACAUAAUGUUGAGUGUAAACAUUGGUCUGAAGCCUGGCAAAACAUUUUUUAUGGAUAGUAAAUAUGAGAAAUACCUUUUUGGCGAUACAAGGUUACAAAAAACCCCAUCAAAGUUUUGUUUAUGUGACUCUAUGUUACGUAAGGAGUUCAAUAAUUAGUUAAAACAACUGUGUUGUGACUCAUUUGUUCAAAUUACCCAAACCCAACAUGUAAAAACAUCAAUUAGCUGUUUUCUUGGGGGGCAGAUGUGGUAACGGAAUAGCUAAUUUCAUGGAGUCCCUAUUGGUUGCCUAACAACUAGUCAUAGCAACCAAGAAGUUGGACAAUUAACCGCCUGUAAAACAACUAAUUUGACACUUUCUUAGAUAGAACUGGUUAAUUAAUGACUUUUAGAGGUUCCAGUAGCUGGAUUUUUACAUUUGGACAGAGCCAAGUUAUCCGUUUACAGCCUUUAUUCCGGGCAGUAGCUUCACUAUUCUUGCACGAGCGGUACAAUCUUCUCCUCCAAAAAUGUCGGACUGUUUCUUUUUUAAGUGUUCUUGUGCAUCUGAUGGAGAUGGAUUUUUUUUUUUUUAAGUCUUCCUAACCUGUGGAAACUUUCAGCAACAACAACAAAACACUGGAAAAUGUCUGUGGGCAAAGUUUCUGUUUGAGUUCAGGGGAGUGAGUGAGUUUAAAAAGUUGUUUCUGGAUUUUUGCCACAGCUCCUAUCAUGCAAUAAGACUGGCUUACUUCCUCUUUACAGUCUCCUUUUCAGCCAGCGUUCACCUCACCUCAGUACACAGAUAAACCUCCCUACCUGUGCCUCUGACUGUCACCAGCUCUCUGCGACUUCAGCUUUGUAACGUCUGGUAUUGUUAUUAGGGUCAGGGCCUGCUGUGUUUUAUUUGCAUGGCACAAAGUUCAAAUGUGGGUCAGUCGAUGAAGCACUUCCAUCCGCAUCCUAAAGCGAUGUUGAUCGUCAAGUUUUGUAUGUAUUGUGUGUUUAUCUGCAUGUCGUGUUCCUGCCAGGCCUACAUCGAUGUUUCUCCGUGCCAUGAUCCGUUGCAUCACUUCCUGUCUGUACCAGCUGCCUUAUUGCCGUUCACUGUUUACAAAACCUCACUUACCGUAACUGCUGCUACCAUCACACCCAAUCUGCCCGGUCCCUCCUUUCCUGUUGCCAAUACCUCCUUUACUUAACUCCAGCUGUGCGACAUUAAACUAAACUUUAACAAGGACAACAUUAAACACACUCCUACGAGAAGCCGGCACGCGAGAUGUCUCCAAUCUCGUCAGCCCGCUAAAUCCUGAUUAUGCAUGAGUGUGGAUGUGGAAACAUAAUUGUAGUGACAUCUGUUAAUGCAGAUCUGUCCUGUUCCCCAGCUGUUAACUGUAUAACCCUGCUGAAGCGCUAAUAAGAAAUUAAAUCACCUUUUAUCCA